This is a messenger RNA of Aspergillus nidulans FGSC A4, 2193 nucleotides long. RefSeq names its product GH92 family glycosyl hydrolase. The transcript has 5 exons. Gene Ontology annotation, biological process: carbohydrate metabolic process. The record is from RefSeq and is a predicted model, not a curated record. Gene Ontology annotation, molecular function: carbohydrate binding. Bases 1 to 2193 code for a protein of 730 amino acids. NCBI's taxonomy places the organism in Eukaryota, Fungi, Ascomycota, Eurotiomycetes, Eurotiales, Aspergillaceae.
AUGCUGAUCUCGCCUCGACGAUCCCUGCACGUGCAUCUCUUCCCCCCUCUCGCGUCUCACAACAUUCCAGGACUACUCUCCCAGUCCGCUCAAUGUUAUCCAACGAUGUUUAUCACACUGCUCCUCUUCGCAUCCACCAUAGCUUAUGCUCUAGCAAGCACAAGCACAACACAUGACCCCAACACUGACCCCCUCGCCUACGUGAAUCCUCUCAUCGGAUCUACGAACGGCGGUAAUGUCUUUUCUGGCGCCUCGCUUCCAUAUAGCAUCGCAAAGGCCGUUGCUGACGUCGAUGGCCAAAACACCGCCGGGUUUGCGUCAGACAACAGCCGGGUGACAGGCUUCUCGGCCCUUCAUGACUCAGGCACAGGCGGAAAUCCCUCGCUAGGCAACUUCCCACUGUUUCCACAAGUAUGCGCAGACAGUGAUGAUGUCAACAGCUGUCGCUUUGGAAAGAGUGCUAGGGCAACCGGCUACCGUAAUGAGUCGGUGGUUGCGAGACCAGGGUAUUUUGGGUUGGAGUUGGAGAGUGGAAUUGUGGCUGAUAUGACAGUGGCCGCAAGGGCGGCGUUGUUUCGGUUCUCUUUUCCAUCUUCGACUUCUACUGAGGAUGGAGGGAGUCCGCUCAUCUUACUUGAUCUGACAGACCUCUGGGAUAGCCGGCAGAACGCCUCUAUUUCUGUCAUUGCUGAAGAUGCAAGGAUACUAGCCAACGGGACGUUCCUCCCGUCUUUCGGCGCUGGCUCGUACAGGGCUUACACCUGCGUGGAUUUUUACGGGGGCUUGGUACGCGAUAGUGGGAUCUGGGUGAAUGACCGUGCGGGCACGGACGUCCAAAGGUCGGGGUCAGCUACGCUUUCUCGUCGUCAUUAUGGGCAUGAGCCGCUGACAUGGAACGGUAGUAUAUGGGACUCCUUCCGAGUCCAACACCCACUGCUAACUAUUAUCGACCCAGAAACCCAGUCACGCAUGGUCCGAAGUCUCCUAGAUACAUACAAACAUGAAGGCUACCUUCCAGAUUGUCGUAUGAGCCUCUGCAAGGGCUGGACACAGGGCGGAUCCAAUGCAGACAUUGUCCUCGCGGACGCUUACGUCAAGAACCUUACCGGCCCAAUAGAUUGGUCGCUCGCAUACGAGGCCAUGGUCAACGACGCAGAAAAGGAGCCGUUGGAGUGGUCGUACGAGGGCCGUGGCGGGCUGCAGAGCUGGAAGCGUCUGGGGUACAUUCCGUACCUGGACUUUGACUAUCUGGGCUUUGGCACAAAUUCGCGGAGCAUUUCACGAACAGUCGAAUACGCCUAUAACGAUUUCUGCGUAGCGACUGUGGGACGAGGUCUUGGGAAAGGACAGGAGUAUGAAACGUACCUGGCUCGCUCUGGGAAUUGGCGAAAUCUGUACAAGAAAGACCAGACUUCGUUUGUUAACGGGACGGAUACGGGGUUUGUCGGAUUCUUCCAGCCAAGAUACCUCAAUGGGAGCUGGGGGUACCAGGAUCCUAUCGCCUGCAGUGCGCUUUCUGGCUCGUGGUGCUCGCUCACGAGUAACCCAUCUGAGACGUUCGAGUCAAGUGUUUGGGAGUAUCAAUUCUACGUUCCCCACGCCAUGUCGUCCCUGAUCCACACCCUCGGCGGCGACUCUGCCUUCACAUCCCGCCUCGACUACUUUCACACCUCGGGCCUAGCCGACAUAGGCAAUGAGCCAGUCUUCCUAACAGUCUACCAAUACCACUACGCAGGACGCCCAGCUCUCUCCGCCAAACGCGUCCACAGCUACAUUCCCAGCCGCUUCAAUGCCUCAUUCUCUGGGCUGCCAGGGAAUGACGACUCCGGCGCGAUGGGCGCAUUCACGGCCUUUGCCAUGAUGGGCCUGUUUCCGAAUCCCGGGCAGAAUGUGUAUCUCAUCACUCCGCCGUUCUUUGAGGAGAUUUCCGUAGAGAAUCCGGUGACGAGUAGAACGGCGACAGUCAGGAUCAGAAACUUCGAUCCGCGGUAUAGUAGUAUAUAUAUUCAGAAGGCGUGGUUAAAUGGAGAGGUCUAUGGGAAGAGUUGGAUCGGGCAUGAGUUCUUUACGGAAGGAGGAACACUGGAAUUGGUUCUGGGAGAAGAAGAGAGUGAAUGGGGAAGAGCGAGUGAGGACCGGCCACCGAGUUGGGAGGGAGAGUAUAACGGCGGCACUGCCUUUGGUUCAUUCUAA